Messenger RNA from Aspergillus nidulans FGSC A4, 870 nucleotides. RefSeq lists its product as uncharacterized. The transcript has 2 exons. Lineage: Eukaryota; Fungi; Ascomycota; Eurotiomycetes; Eurotiales; Aspergillaceae. The record is from RefSeq and is a predicted model, not a curated record. The coding region runs from base 1 to 870 and encodes 289 amino acids. Gene Ontology annotation, molecular function: 2 iron, 2 sulfur cluster binding; nitrite reductase [NAD(P)H] activity.
AUGAAGAGAAUAAGACUUUUGCCUCUGGCUUGUCAACAGCCUCUAGGACCAAUCUCCCCACUUCGUAGCGGGUUAGGGCUAGUGGCCGAUGGAUUGCGGAUUAAGUCCACUCAAGCGACAUCAUGUUUUCUAACCGGAAGACUAUGUCGUCGAAGCAAUCAACAUUCCGCCGCAGAAAUUGUCUAUCGUUGCGGAGAUGGGGUACUAUCGGACAUACUGCAUCGCGAGGAUUGUCUGAUCUAUGACACCGCCAAGCCGUACAAGUAUAUCUGGCUGACGGGAUGUAAUGAAACCGACGAUUACAUGGUCAUUGGGGGGUGUGACCAUAAAGUCGGGCAAGAAACAGCUCAACGACUUGAAGAGUUGACACGGUGGGUUCGAGAGCGCUUCUCGGCCGCUGGAGAAGUCGACUACGCCUGGAGAGGGCAGGUCAUGGAGCCGGUCGAUUACAUGGCCUUCAUUGGUAAGAACCAGGGGAAAGGCCGAACGCUCGUGGCAGACGAGAUUGAGGGAUGCGAAAACCCGUGGGCAACGCUCUACCAUCCCAGACGGACACACAGCAUCCGCAAGUCGAUUACGGGGAUGUUUGAGCAUGAUCUGCAGGUGAAUGCCCAGUACAAGCGGUGGGUGCAGAGUGAUAUAAGGGGUAUCGCGGAUAUUGUCCCGGGCGAAGGGGGAGUGCUGCACCAACAUGGGAAGCCGGUUGCUGUUUACAGAGACCAAGACGGGAACCAGCACAAGCUUAGCGCAAUCUGCCCGCACAUGAAGGGAGUAGUGUGCUGGAAUGGGGCCGAGAAGAGCUGGGACUGCCCGGUACAGUCUGUUAGAGCAACGGAAGCUGCCAACAGUAUAGACCAGGAUAUCGUGUAG